UUUCCCCAAACGCCAACCAGCAAGUCCCACGUGUACACUUUGUUUACAAAUCACGAUUUCAUGGCUGUUGUCAAUGCAUAUUUAGAGAAAUGCUGCUGAUUACGUUCUUAAGUAUCCUCUGCAUCACUGUGCAGGAGGAAACCGCCGGCAGAGAUGCCCAGAAGGAGAAAACAGUGGAGAAAGACCAGAAACUUUCACAAGAAGACAUUUAUCUUCAUCUUUUCCAUCAACAAAGAUUAGCCCAUAAAGAUGCCAUCAAAACAAUACUUACUCUAGAUAGUUUUGAAAAACAACAUAAAAUGAUUGGAAUUGUUCUGGAAAAGUUAUUCAAAGUUCUCAUCGAUGCCAAGACCACAUUGACCGUGUUGGGUUUUAUUCCUGGAGAUCCUUUUCCUAGUAAUAACGACACUAUCAGGGAUGCCUUGUCAAAUAUCGCAGAGAACACUGCAUUCUUUGGCGACCUUAUCCUACGACUGCCAGAUAUAACACACAAUAUAUUUGAUAGGAAAAAAGACUGGAACAUUCUAUUAGGCUGGAGCAUUGGGUUCUGUAACAGCACUGGCUUGUUUCAUGGCAAUGAUGCACAACUUUUACACUUGAUGGCGCAAGAACUGAAUUUUAUAGAAAGGGAUGCUGAUUAUGUUAAUCCUUACUCGGAAAAAUACACAAAGUUAAUGCGAGACAUUCAACAAAAGAAAUCAUCGGAGAUUAAAAAGCAGAAAACGAAGAAAAAGAAAAAGAAGAAGGAAACAAAGAAAGGUCCGAAAUUAAGCAGCCCAGGCCGAGUUGAGUUAUGAUUGUUAGCUUUUUAGGAAUUUUACACAAAGUUUUUUUAACAGCUUUUUUGAUAUCUAGUAAAAUGAUAGACUGUAUCCGUUUUUUUAUGCUCUGUAGUUUUGGGGGAAGGUUGUCUUUGUUGGUUCCUUGGGGGGGAUACUAGGCCAAGUAUGUUUAUUUGUGAUGUUGAUCUGUUAUGAAAACUAGAAGCUUGGGCAAUUUAGUAUUUUUUCUGUAAUACAAUAUUGUUACAGACAUUCUGCAAGAAGCAUGUGAAGAAGAGGUGUCAUUUUAAAACAUGGAAUUGUUUUAGUCAAAUCUGGACAAGACUGUUGUCCAUUUGUAAAUGCUUUGGCUGCAUCAUUUGGGGACACUUCAUUUGAUAAACAUACUGUAUGUUGUGAAUUAAUUGUCUAUGCACAGUGUUUUGUUGUGGCAGACGUAUAUAUUUGUCACAUACAUGUAUCUACACACAUGGGUUAAAAAUCUUAAAAACAAGUGAAUUGUGGGAGCCUACAUCAUUGGCCCCUCUCUAAAAGCAAGACAUAAUACCUCAGUGAAACUGCCAUUGGGGUAUGUCUCAUAAGUCAAAGAGAGCAAAAGAUAAAUAAAUGAUGGUCUUCUUCGGAUUUUAUGAUCAUUUUUGCUAACUAUUCACUUGUGAGAUGUACCCCUGUGGGAACAGCCAUCAUCUUUAUUGUUUCACCCGUAUUGUCCUGUGCAAAUCACUGUGGUUGUGCUGCGUACUGUAAAAUCAGUCCAGGGCUGUUACAAUUUGAUUGAUAGCGGUAUCAUGUAAUGAUAUAGGUGCUUACACUUUGAAAAGAGUGAGGGCUCCUAGGCAAGUUAACAGUCUUCUUACAAUUUUGUAAACAUUUAUGAGAUAAGUCCGUUAUCGCAGAAGAUUUACCCAAUAUUUGUUUGAAUAAAAUCAGUUCUUUA
Molecule: messenger RNA, 1719 nt
Organism: Lineus longissimus
Lineage: Eukaryota; Metazoa; Nemertea; Pilidiophora; Heteronemertea; Lineidae
Product: coiled-coil domain-containing protein 134-like
Exons: 6
Coding region: 90-797 (235 amino acids)
Source: RefSeq, a predicted model, not a curated record